CCAUUGUUCCCCGUUCCACUUAAGGUAAUUUUUGCAUACGCUACUAGCAUCAAGGGUAGUUUUCCCACGGUCUCUUCUGCCUAUCGCGCCCAAGGCAUAGCAAUGCGCAUCGAAAAAUGCUAUUUCUGCUCGACAAACGUCUACCCAGGGCAUGGGUCUGCUUUUGUCCGUAACGAUGCCAAAGUAUUUCGGUUUUGCACUUCCAAAUGCCACAAAAAUUUCAAAAUGAAGCGCAAUCCUCGUAAAGUGAGGUGGACGAAAGCUUUCCGCAAGGCCCACGGCAAGGAGAUGACUAUCGACUCGACCAUUGACUUCGAGAAACGCAGAAACGUUCCAGUUCGUUACGACAGAGAACUUGUACAAACUACUAUCAAGGCAAUGAAACGCGUUGAAGAUAUCAAAAAGCGCAGGGAACACGCAUUUUGGAGGCAGAGGAUGGCUGUCGCCCGGGAAAAGAAACGUGCAUAUCGUGCAAAGAAGGCUUCAAAGGCUGUCGCGUCGGUCAAGCUCGUGGAACCCGUGGCUGUGGAGACUACACGGACAGCAGGAGCGCUGGAAAAAAUCAAAGUACCUGUCAAGGGCAAGAAUUCUCUUAUACAAGGGGAAGGCCGAUCGAUGCAAAUGGAUGUCGACUGAACUCAUCCGUCUAUCAUAGUUUCCACUGUUAUUUGUCUGUCGUUUACAUGGUUCAUGGGGGUCAACAGGAGAACGACUGUAUGUCAGCUGGAAUGUAUCUUCAUGGUACCUACAACAUGCAUGCCUGUGAAUAUAUGGCUAUAGUACAAUGUGAAUGCGACUAAUU
Pisolithus orientalis is the source of this 802-nucleotide messenger RNA. RefSeq names its product ribosomal protein L24e-domain-containing protein. The transcript has 6 exons. The record is from RefSeq and is a predicted model, not a curated record. Lineage: Eukaryota; Fungi; Basidiomycota; Agaricomycetes; Boletales; Pisolithaceae. Gene Ontology annotation, biological process: ribosomal large subunit biogenesis. Gene Ontology annotation, cellular component: nucleolus. Bases 103 to 636 code for a protein of 177 amino acids.